Molecule: messenger RNA, 2514 nt
Organism: Cherax quadricarinatus
Lineage: Eukaryota; Metazoa; Arthropoda; Malacostraca; Decapoda; Parastacidae
Source: RefSeq, a predicted model, not a curated record
AUGCUUUCACCAGCUGUCAGUAGGGGGCAGGCUCAGCACACGUCUGCUCAUCCCAAGGUACAAAGCUUACCGGAAACUUACAUACAUACAUACUUGCCGUGCGUGGGAAGGCAGCGGGGGCAGGUGGAGUCAUGGACGAGUGUUCCCCCAGCUGGGGACCAGCUCGCCGCCUCCGUCACCGUUUCUGUGCCCUCCCCUCCUCCCAGGAACGGUGGACUCUUCUGUCAGGGAGACUCUAUAGAGUCAGAGAUGUGUGAUGGUCCACCGUGCGUGUGGGCCAGCCAGCAGACUCCAGCAGCUACCACAGCAGACCUGGACAGGUGUGUGUGUGGUUGUACGGUGACACUCACCACAGGAGACACAGCCACCAUCACGGCCUCCGCUGCUCUGUGUACCGGCACAGCAGUCUGGGUACUUCAGACUUCAAGCCUUCACAAUUUUAGUCGUGACCCUUAUGAUGCUAUGCCGUUGUUCAAUGGGAAUCUAGACAACCUGGAAGCAUGGUUUACAGCUGUUCAUACUAGAGCAAAUGCCUCAGUAGAUGGCCUCCCAUCUGAGAUUUGUAUAAUUAGUAUCGGAAAGGAAAGUUUAGCUCGUUCGCCAGCCGCCUCGAAUGUCUUUAACUUGAUACGGAAUAUAGACUUUCAGGGUCUCACCAAAUGGGCAUAUUAUGAGCAGUUAAUGCGUAACUAUCUUGACCCAGUGAGAGUAACUGAUCCAUUCAUGGUGCUUAAGGAAUUAGUGUGCACAGCGCCAAGGCCAGAGGAAUCAUUAGAUGAGUUUGCCCUUUGUUUAAAUAACCUCAUGACCUCAUUCGUUAGGGCCGGUCAACAUUUCAAGUACCUAGCAGACGAUGAUAAACGAGCUCUUGAAGGUGGCAUCAUACUCAACAACCAACACCUUGGAGUGGAGGAAUCCACACUCUUUGAUUCAGUUAAGUCGUCAGAGCUCGAACUUAGACCUGUAAGCAUUGUGUCAGCAGAAAAUAGACUACAAAUUGAGGUGCUGGGAACUUCAAGAGCUAGAUCGGGAUUGCUACAAAUGAAAUCCACCAAUGAAGAUGUGGUGAGUGACCGAGUGUCGUCGGCAAGUUUAUCUGUUGCAGCAGCAGGAGGUGAGAGUGUUGUGGGUGGACCUGGUGUAACGGGAGCCACGGAGCCGCGGUGGGGACUGCUUCAGGGGAUGCACAUAGCAGCGGUGGUGUUCGUGGCGGCGCUGAUGGCUGCCGUGGUGGUGCUCGCCGUCUAUCACUGCGGCAGGUACAGAUUAUACAAGCGUGCGAGGCUCCUCCCGGAGUCUCCUUAUGCCACACCCCCCAGCACCCCCUCCAAGGACCCUACUGACGCCUCCUCCACCCUUACGCUGACAGAAGUCAUCUCCUUGAAAUCGCUGGUACCGAGGCCCAAGUUGCCAGUGUCACUGCCACUUACUCGUCGAGGAAGAUCCGCCUCAUACUCACCUCUAGAGUGUGAGCAGCGGCAUAAAGCACCACAACACUCACUACCUAACUCCCCCUUCCUCACUCGCAGAGUCUCCACUCCCUCCACCAUCAGGAGGUCGUCUUCCCACCUGGGGAGGCUUCUCAGGAGAGGCAGUGGUACUUUUAAGCGCAAGAAAAGACGAUUUGCUUCCGUGGAUGAGCUUGAGACUCGUUGUAUCUCGCCCAUCCACGAGACUCAACGAGAGGACGAUGGAGAGAGUGGAAAGGAGGACCAAGUAGAAGACACAAACAUAAAGGGGGAAGAGAACUCGUCCAAGUACCGUGAAUAUCGUAAGUCAGUGUUAACGGAGGAGACCACAAGGGACGCUCGCUUGUUACCCAAGCUAGUCAAGGAGAAGAUGAACCUUGAGCGUGUGCGUCGCUCUGCUCUCUCCCGCUCUACCUCCAACGCCACCAUGAGGGGUUCCUCCUCCGUGUCAGACGUGUCUGUCAAUGGCACAGACACUGAAAUGGAGUACGACUACUAUGACUACGACAUGGACAACGCCUCAGCUGUUCCCGGGUCUUUGUUUGGUAUGGACCCGCUGGUGCUUGCCUGGGCACCCAGUUUCUUUCUAAGUUCCAGCGACAAUUCGCCCACAGACCAGGGUAUCCCUCUUAACAUGCUCAGUUUGUCUGAGGCCACGCCCACAGCUACGCCCACGGCAGAGGAAGCCCCGAGGCCUAACGCCCUCCCUCUACAGCACCUCAACAUCCCGCAUGUUGACUCCCCUCCCAAAACUUAUUCCAUGCAAACAAGCAUCAAGUCUGACGAAGCUAAUGAUGGCUCGGAGCUGCAGGACACAAUAAGUUUCACCCACAACGGCGUAAAGUACAACGGCCACCACCACGACGAUAACGACGACGACGACGACGUGACACCCACCACACACAGCAGCAGCAGCAAAAUCCUCAACCUCGACGACAUCCAGUUUGCUGACGAAUCCGAGGAAGAGGAAGAGGAAGAGGUCGCCUUAUAAAAGUGUUUAUGUACCUUAACUCCAUCCCCAGCUGAGUGAGGGCCAGCAGCUCUA